Molecule: messenger RNA, 1071 nt
Organism: Stylophora pistillata
Lineage: Eukaryota; Metazoa; Cnidaria; Anthozoa; Scleractinia; Pocilloporidae
Source: RefSeq, a predicted model, not a curated record
GCUUAAUAUUUGAAAUUUAAAAGCUCUCUGUGAUGUCAAGAUUACACAAGGAUUCCACUACUCCUAGUGUAGCCUCUACAUCACAGGAAGGCCAGGAAAACAAGACACUGAAAGUCACUUUUCUGAGUAGUGAGUGGAAAUCAUCAGCUGAUGGAGAUGUGUCAACUAUCACCCAAGAGCUAGCCAUCCAGUUAGCUAAACACUCUAAUGUUGAUGUUAGUGUCUUGCUACCAAAAUGCAGUGAAGAGGACAGGAGCAGUGCAGAAAGUCACAAUGUGAAACUCAUUGAAGCAGGUAGAAUUCCUGGUUUAGAGCCCGUUUAUUGCUUGUCAUCUCCUCCCAGAAACCAUACAAUGGACUGUGUCAUUGGUCAUGGAAUCCACUUUGGCCGACUAAUUGCACUUAUGAAGAGAAAUUCAAUUUACAGUCACUGCAAAUGGAUUCAAGUUGUUCACUCUGCUCCUGAAGAAGAUGGAAUGUACAAAAACAUUUCAGAAGGUGAGCAAAUGCAGCAGACAGAAAUAGAACUUUGUAAGAUGGCUGAUCAAGUAGUUACCAUUGGACCCAAGCUGGCAUAUGUUUACAAGCGUUACCUUUGUCGUGGUAAACAACAACAAAAUGUUUUUGACCUUACUCCAAGCAUUUUCUCAGAGUUUUUGGAAGUAGAACAAGCCACUGAAGAAAGAAGAACAUUCUGUGUUCUUGUUAUUGGAAGUGGUGACAGCCAUGAAGAUUUCAAUGUCAAGGGGUACGACAUAGCUGCUAAAGCAAUUGCUGAGCUGAAAGGUGAAUCCUAUAAACUCAGGUUUAUAUGCCCACCUGGAGGAAAAGGAGAUGAAAUGGCAGAAAAGUUGCUCCGCCAUGGCAUUAGUCGGAAUCAGCUUAUUGUUCGUAGCUUUAAUGAUAGCAGAGAAGUCCUAGCCAACUUAUUCUGUGAAGUGGAUCUUGCAAUAAUGCCAUCCAGGACUGAAGGAUUUGGAAUAACAGCUCUUGAAGCAUUAUCUGCUGGUCUACCCAUACUUGUCAGUGGCAAUUCGGGACUUGGAGAAGCUCUGAAGGAAGUGCCUCUAG